This is a messenger RNA of Adineta ricciae, 1107 nucleotides long. The record is from the annotation of a GenBank genome assembly. NCBI's taxonomy places the organism in Eukaryota, Metazoa, Rotifera, Eurotatoria, Adinetida, Adinetidae.
AUGAGCGAGAAAAAACGAGUGAAAAAAGAAGUAUUCAUCAGUGAAGAUGAAGAAAUCGUCAUUGUCAAGAAAAAGAAGCCAUCAUCGUGGAAAAGAAUUCUUGGUCGAUGUAUGCUUAGCGUUGUUUUGACUAUAGCUUCACUGAUUGUCCUAGCACCAUUUUUACUCCGGUUGUAUGGUGAUUUUAUUCUAACGAAAAUGCUUUUUCAAACUUGGUCUCGAUAUUAUCCAUGGAUUGAUUUAACCAAACCAAGUGCGUUCAGUCUCAAUGGAGUUAAUGUUUAUGAACAAACUGAACCGAAUGUUACGGUUGGACUUUGGUAUAUUGUACCAUCAGAUAUUGAAGUCGAUCAUAGUUUACCGACUCUUGGUGACCAUUUAAAGCACUAUGUUACUUCUGUUGACCAGCCAAUCAUUAUGUACCUCCAUGGUCAAGACGGAACAAGAGCAACACACUAUCGUGCAAAUCAUUAUCGAAUGAUGACGGCAUUUGGAAAUCAUAUUAUUGCACUUGAUUAUCGCGGUUAUGGAGAUUCAACGGGUACACCGAGUGUACAAGGUGUUGUUCAUGAUGUUCUCCAUCUGUUUAAAUCAAUUCGAAAAGCUUGUCCACAGAACCCGAUUACUAUUUGGGGACAUUCGAUGGGCACGGGUGUUGCAUCAUGGACAAUGCAUUAUCUAUUCCAAAACAUAACCAAUUAUAAGAAACCAUCCGGACUCGUUCUUGAAGCUCCAUUUUACAAUACUUUGCAAGGCUUAGUUUCCUAUCCACUCACUCGAAUCCUCAAAAUCAAUCCGUAUUUUAUGCAAGCUGCUCUUGACGCCUUAACGACAGUGAAACUUGAUUUUCCCAACAAUGAAAUUGUUGCCUCACUCCCAUUACCAACUGUGAUAAUUCAUGCCGAAGACGAUGCUGUCAUUCCGUACUUUCACAUCGAAUUAAUUCAAGAUUAUGUCAAACAACAUCGUGAUCAAAGUUUACCUGAAGUUCGUUUCGUCGUCGUUCCACGUUCAGCUGCUUGUGGUCAUAAUCAUAUAUAUUCGUAUCCGAAAUUUCAAGAUAUUGUCAGUGAUUUUGCUUUCCUGAAACGUUCACCUCCAACAUGA